Messenger RNA from Rattus norvegicus (Norway rat), 540 nucleotides. The record is from RefSeq and is a predicted model, not a curated record. Lineage: Eukaryota; Metazoa; Chordata; Mammalia; Rodentia; Muridae.
AUGGCAGGAAGCAUGGCAGUGUGCCAAGCAUUCUACAACUUGAUCCACAGAGUUCCAAACCAGCCGAGGCUACACAGUAAGAUCCCAUCAAAGCAAAAUGAAAUUUCCUACUCAUGUGGUCUUUGUGAUUUCUACCUUGGUGUAUGUGGCCAGGGCCAAAAGGUACAGAAGGCGAUGAUGCAGUCCAUCGACCUCAUCUUCAGAUACUUGCAAAAUAGAUCUCGAAUUCAGGAAUGGCUGACUGAGCAGGCGAGAAUGAGGAUAGAGGAUUGUAUCAUUAACUUUGAUGAGCACAGGAAACUCAUAGUAGAUGAUGCAAAAGACAAUCAUUCUCAGACAAAGUCAAGAAAACAUCUGAGUUGGACCAUGCUCAAAGGAGAUAGCAUUACUCUAAUCUAGCGUUUCCAACUAGAAAUGGCCAAGCAGAGGAGAAGCUGAGAAGGCAGUUCAGGGUUUUCCAAGGUAUCUUUGACAGGGAGCACAGUCUGCUACAUUUGUUCAUAUUGUUUUAGUGGCCCAUUGUCAGGUGACAAUAGAUGC